ACGCGGCCGCCGCCUCCUCCAGCCCCUUCGUCCCGCGCGGCCCUUCCUCCCUGCCCAGCGCCCCUCCCGCCGCUCGCUCGCUCGCCCGCUCAGCCAAUCCGGACCCAGCCGGCAGCCGCGGCUCUCCCCAGGGCCGCAAUUGCGCGCGGGCCACCCGCUCUCUCGCCGCCUCUCCUUCUCCUGCAGGCGGCCGCCGGUGGAGGAACAGCCCCCCCCUCGCGCCCCGCCGGGAGCGAUAACGUCUCACAAUGGCAGAAGCACAUCAAGCGGUCGCUUUUCAGUUCACUGUAACUCCAGAUGGGAUUGAUCUGCGCAUGAGCCAUGAAGCACUCAGGCAGAUCUAUCUGUCUGGGCUCUAUUCCUGGAAGAAGAAGUACAUCAGACUCAAGAAUGGUAUAAUCACAGGAGUCUAUCCAGCCAGCCCAUCCAGUUGGCUUAUUGUAGUGGUGGGAGUUAUGUCAACAAUGUAUGCCAAAAUGGAUCCUUCAUUGGGCUUAAUAGCAAAAAUUAACAGGACUCUUGACACAACCGGCUACAUGUCCCAUCAAACGCAGAAUGUUGUCAGUGGGAUUCUUUUUGGGACAGGGCUUUGGGUGGCCCUUAUUUUCACAAUGCGCUAUACUCUAAAGAUGCUGCUUUCCUACCAUGGGUGGAUGUUUCAUGAACAUGGCAAACUUUCCACAGGAACCAUGAUAUGGAUGAAACUGGUAAAACUUUUCUCAGGUCCUAAACCAAUGCUGUACAGUUUCCAGACGUCUCUGCCGCGCCUUCCUGUUCCAGCUGUUAAGGACACAGUAAAUAGGUACUUGGAGUCAGUUAAGCCACUUAUGAAUGAUGAAGAGUUUAGAAGAAUGGAAGAUCUUGGCAAAGAUUUUGCGGUUAAUUUGGGACCAAAACUACAGUGGUACUUGAAACUGAAAUCCUGGUGGGCUACAAACUAUGUUAGUGAUUGGUGGGAAGAAUACAUUUACCUUAGAGGACGUGGCCCAAUUAUGGUUAACAGUAACUAUUUUGCAAUGGAUUUCCUAUAUUUUACUCCCACCUCUGUGCAGGCAGCUAGAGCUGGCAAUGCCAUCCAUGCAAUCUUGCUGUAUAGAAGAAAACUUGACAGGCAACAAAUCCCACCAACUCUUCUGAUGGGAUCCACAGUUCCACUCUGCUCAGCUCAAUGGGAGAGGAUGUUUAAUACCUCCCGUAUUCCAGGAGAAGAAACAGAUACUAUCCAGCACAUAAAAGACAGCAAGCACCUCGUUGUGUACCAUAAAGGAUGCUACUACAAAGUAUGGCUGUACUAUGAUGGCAGACUACUGGCUCCCCGGGAGAUUGAACACCAGAUGCAGUGGAUUUUAAAUGACAAAUCAGAGCCCCAGCCUGGUGAAGAAAAGUUAGCAGCUCUUACUGCGGGAGAUAGAGUACCUUGGGCCAAGGCGCGCCAGACAUACUUUGCCCGUGGAAAGAACAAGCAGUCCUUGGAUGCCAUUGAAAAGGCAGCUUUCUUUGUUACUUUGGAUGACACUGUUCAGGGUUACAGGGAAGAGGAUCCAGUGAUAUCAAUGGAUGCCUAUGCAAAGGCACUUCUGCAUGGCAAGUGCUAUGACAGGUGGUUUGACAAGUCAUUUACUUUCAUAGUGUUCAGGAAUGGUAAAAUGGGCUUGAAUGCUGAACACUCCUGGGCAGAUGCUCCUGUUAUGGGGCAUCUUUGGGAGAAUGUCAUGUUUUCCGACUGUCUUGAAUUGGGCUAUACAGAAGAUGGCCAUUGCAAAGGAGAAAUCAGUUCAGGCAUUCCUAUGCCUACCAGGCUACAGUGGGAAAUUCCUGAAGAGUGCCAAGAAGUGAUAGAGAGGUCCCUGGAAAUUGCAAGGCCAUUAGCGGAUGAUGUGGACUUCCACUGUUUUCCUUUUGACACAUUUGGGAAAGGAUUAAUGAAGAAAACAAAAACUAGUCCUGAUGCUUUUGUGCAACUUGCCCUUCAGCUUGCUCACUACCGGGACAUGGGAAAAUUCUGCUUAACUUAUGAAGCAUCUAUGACCCGUCUCUUCAGAGAAGGUAGAACAGAAACAGUUCGCUCAUGUACUGUUGAGUCCUGCAAGUUUGUGCAAGCUAUGGAUGACCCAGCAGAAAGUACUGAAAAGAAGUGUGUGCUGUUCAAGGCCGCUGCUGCUAAACACCAGUUUUUGUACCGUUUUGCCAUGACUGGUGCUGGUAUUGAUCGUCACCUCUUCUGUCUUUAUGUGGUGUCUAAAUACCUUGCUGUUGAAUCUCCUUUCCUUAAGGAAGUCUUGGCAGAGCCCUGGAGACUUUCAACAAGUCAGACACCGCAACAGCACAUUGACCUGAACAAGAAUCCUGAAAUGGAGUCCAGCGGUGGUGGCUUUGGACCAGUUGCUGAUGAUGGUUACGGUGUGUCAUAUAUUAUCGUGGGUGAGAAUCUCAUCAAUUUCCAUGUAUCCAGCAAGUUUUCUUGCCCAGAAACAGAUUCUCAUCGCUUUGGAAGCAACAUCAAGCAGGCUUUGUGUGACAUCAGAAAUUUGUUCCAUCUUGGUAAAAACUCUACUAAGUGACCCCCCCAACCAGCACAUCAGCUAGUCACCCUGUGCUCACCGCGAUAACUCUUCUGAUCAAUGAAUGAAAGAAAACGAGGCAUGCAAAGCGGCAUUUGGACAUAAUCCAUACAGGGAUAUAUUCAUAAGCAUUUAAUCUUGGGAGAGUUGCCAGGGUUCGUGACUGUGAUUGUUCAAAAGAGUUUUCUUUUCCACAACAAAUGACUUGACAUUCUCUGUAUUAGUAAGACUUCAGCAAGGUGAAGACAUGUAUCCUAGGCCUGUCUUAAUGUAAUGUAAAUUUGAUAAUUUCCUACAAAAAAUCUGUUUAUUUGUAUUCUGUAAAGGAAGGGAUGAAUGAAAUGUGUGUAUAUGAUGCUCAUAACAACAACAAAACACUUGUCUUGAAAUGUACCAGUAGAAGAAAUAUAUCUGUUCUUUUAUCAGUGUGACAACUUGGGGCAUUCACCUUAAAUAAAGGCAUUUCAUUAAGCUGAACAUUUUUUAUAAAAUAUGGCAAUCUUCCUGUAGUGAGCUAAGUGGAGAAACACUUUAUUGCUUGGAAGAAGUUUCUGUUGCCACAGAUGAGUAGUAAACCAUUUGCACUACCUGAAACAGUGGCAAAUUAAUACUACUUUUAUCAUAUUAUUCCUGACCCCAUGCAUUUCCACAUCUUCAUUUAAUUUUGUAAAUGGACCUGUAUGUGUGUUUCAGCACCUAAAAAGAGGUUCUAAAUACAGAAUACACAGUGGGUUAUUAUUUUAUAGGUGAGUGUUCUAUCUAUAAUCUGUUACGGCUGCUGAAUUCACAGUUUACCUAAUGGGGGUAAAAGUGAGCAUAUUUUCAUAUAGCAUUGUACAUAUGUACCCACAAAAAUGGAGAUCUCUUCCAGGUCAAUGAAAUUUACUAUUAGUCAUGACAUUUCUCUGAGCUUUAGGAACUGUAGCCAUGAGAUAAAAAACCAGCUGGACAAUCCCCACCAUAUAAGACACAGCCUGACUGAAAUACUGUACCUUAUCCAGUCUCGUGCCUUAAGGAGUUCCCAUCUUAUGUGCAACCAUGGUAUAUAGAGAAGGUCUUUAUCAUAAUACAUAUUACACUAUGAUCCUCCAGAUAUGGACUAUCUAAUUCAAAGAUGUUCAAAGAGCAUCAGAGAUUUCUAGAAAAUAUGUGUAGUGGGACUUAAAAAUUAAAGCAGAGUGAGUGGCACAAAGUUAACACUUGAAGAUGCAAGCAUUAUGAAAAUCCUUUCUAAAGUAUUUUAGGCAGUAUUUGCAUUAAACAAACCAAGGGUUUAUCACAGCAGUUGCAGCUAUCUUAAUACAAUGGCUAUAAAAACAUGCAACAUCAUUUGAGGCUUUAAUUUUUAAAAAUUCUGAUGCUCCAGAGCUUUUAAAAACUAGAAUGAAUGGGGGAGAAAUGUCUCUUUCAUAUUCACAGAACAGAAUAACUUCUGUUUUGUAUGGUACUUGGCCAAUAUGCUUUAAAUGCCUUGGCUUGGGACAUUAAUGAAGAAUCAGAUACACAGUUCUGUAAGUAGUGGAAUGCAAUACUCCUGCAAGAGUGGUGGGACAUGUUUUGUUUGAUCAGGUACAUUAAAAAGGAAUACUAUGGGAAAGAAUUUAUAGCACCCAGAAUGCAGCAUGGUAUCCAUUACAAGUACUACAAGGAGCAGUAUGUAUAGACACUUUAUAUUGACCACUGACCAACCUCUGUUAAUCUUAAAGUAAUCUUGUAGGAUUUCGUAAAAGAGCAUACCUAGGUUUGACUCUCAGGUUACAGAAAUUUCAUAUGUAAUCAUAGUUAACUAGUGCAUUAUCAAUGCAAUUUUGCAUUUUUUUUGCAGGAAUGUAAAUGUGUAAUUGGCUGAGGACAACCAGGUUUUUAUUGCAAGUAUUCGAAGGACUGUCACGUGUUGUUGUUUUUUCAUAUGACACAAAUAAUUAAUUCCUAAACAGGACACAAUUUGUAUGGUCUUAGAAUGUCAAUUGCAUGUAAAUAAUGUUACUUUUGCUGUAAAUCUAAAAUGCUCAGUAAACAUAUUCUA
Molecule: messenger RNA, 4587 nt
Organism: Gekko japonicus
Lineage: Eukaryota; Metazoa; Chordata; Lepidosauria; Squamata; Gekkonidae
Gene: CPT1A
Product: carnitine palmitoyltransferase 1A (liver)
Exons: 19
Coding region: 249-2561 (770 amino acids)
Biological process (GO): carnitine metabolic process; fatty acid metabolic process
Cellular component (GO): mitochondrion
Molecular function (GO): carnitine O-palmitoyltransferase activity
Source: RefSeq, a predicted model, not a curated record